This is a messenger RNA of Microthlaspi erraticum, 816 nucleotides long. Lineage: Eukaryota; Viridiplantae; Streptophyta; Magnoliopsida; Brassicales; Brassicaceae. The record is from the annotation of a GenBank genome assembly.
AUGGUGGUUAGCCAGAAGAUAUCCAGCCUCGCAUCGGCCAUGAACGCCAAAAUCAUCGGCUCAGGCGAGAGAUCGAUGGUCCUGGCACAUGGCUUCGGAGGCGAUCAGUCAGUUUGGGACAAGAUAGUACCGGUUUUGUCCCAAUCCUUUAAAGUUUUGGUUUUUGACUGGCUUUUCUCUGGAGCUAUCAAAGACCAGACUCUUUAUGACCCUUCAAAGUAUAACUCCUUCGACGCCUUCUCUGACGAUCUCAUCGCUCUUAUUGAGGAGUUGAAGUUUGGCCCCGUCGUGUUCGUAGGCCAUUCCAUGUCCGGAAUGAUUGGUUGUGCUGCUUCUAUUAAAAGGCACGACUUGUUUUCAAACCUACUUCUUCUUGCUGCUUCUCCAAGUGAAGACUACAAAGGAGGGUUUGAGUCAAAAGACAUUGAGACGAUCAUCUCCAACAUUGGCUCUAACUACGAGGCUUGGGUGGUUGCUUUCGCAUCCGUAGCGGUUGACUCGAGAGACCCUACUUCCGUCCAAAGGUUUGAGAAGUGUCUUAAGAAGAUGAACCCCGAGACGGCUCUUGCCUUAGCUAAGAUAGUGUUUGGUAGCGACGAGAGAGAGAUGUUAGGACAAGUGUCAGUGCCUUGCCACGUGAUACAACCAGGAAACGACGUCGUAGCGCCUGUCUCCGUCGCUUACUUCAUGCAUGAGAAGAUCAAAGGGAAAUCGACAGUUGACAUUAUCGAGGACGCGACGGGGCAUUUCCCACAAAUGACGUCGCAUGUGGAGCUCCUUAGCGUCAUGAGGCGUCUCCUCGAGUUUGAGGCUUAG